Molecule: messenger RNA, 663 nt
Organism: Fusarium sp. VM40
Lineage: Eukaryota; Fungi; Ascomycota; Sordariomycetes; Hypocreales; Nectriaceae
Source: the annotation of a GenBank genome assembly
AUGGCUGUGAUGCUAUAUGGGUCUCUCCAUUCCACAUGCACACAGCGAGUGAUCCUCAUACUAGCUGAACUAGGGGUCAAACAUGAAUUUACAGAAAUCAAGUUUCAAGAAGGGGAGCAUAUGGCCGAAGAUUAUGUGCGCUCCUAUCAUCCUUUUGGACGUGUCCCAGUCCUCGACGACGAGGGAUUGCGGAUCUUUGAAUCAAGAGCCAUUUGUAGAUACCUUGUCGCAAAGUACGGUCGUAAUAGCGACUUGUACCUGGAAACAGACCAAUCCCCCGAGGACGUCGCUCACUACGAAAAGGCAUCCAGUGUCGAGUACUCCUACUUUGACCCAACCAUGAAGUCUCUUGCAUUCGAGAAAAUCUUCAAGAAGCUUAUUCUCUGCAGGUUCAUGGGGCUCGGUGAUCCCAACUUGGUUGAAGUCUCAAAGUUAAUGGACCUUCUUCACACAACUCUAGACUAUUACGAACAGAUUACGUCCAAGAGGGAUUUUCUGGCUCAAGAUAAAUUCUCACUCAUUGAUUUAUACCAUAUGCCAUGGAUUCACUUCUUAUCCAAGUUGGAUUUACAGGAAGAAAUAUCUGCGAGGCCAUCUUUGAAAGCUUGGUGGGAGCGAUCGUCUAGUAGGACAGCCUGGCAAGACUUGGUUGCUCGUCUGUAG